Besnoitia besnoiti is the source of this 3687-nucleotide messenger RNA. RefSeq lists its product as uncharacterized. The coding region runs from base 1 to 3687 and encodes 1228 amino acids. NCBI's taxonomy places the organism in Eukaryota, Apicomplexa, Conoidasida, Eucoccidiorida, Sarcocystidae. The record is from RefSeq and is a predicted model, not a curated record. The transcript is spliced from 3 exons.
AUGAAGCCAUCUAAAGUCAUUUGCUUCUGGCAGGCAUUCGCCGUGGCUGCAGCGAUGUGGGCGCGGCAGUUUCACCCCGGCGGUAGGCCUGCUGCAGCCCAUCCCAGCGGUAGAGUUUUUAUGCCUCGCUUUUCUUGGGAUUCCCAGGAGUUCCCGACUGGCGAACACAGUGCCGCGUGGGGGAAAGGGGUCCUACGUGGCCAGCAGUACUUCAUACCUAAGCACUCCGGCACCUCACUGCCAGUUAUUUUGCCGAUAGGCACGCAGUACAUUGACGCUUCGAAAGAAUUUGUAGUGGGAAUUCAGUCUUGUCCAGCUGUGUCAAAACUGGAGGAGCACAAUAAACAGGAUGUGGCAGAAUCGACUGCAAAGUUUGGAGAUGACAGGAGCGUUGGAGCCAAGCCGUUGGUAAUGCACUGCGAGCUCCUUCUUUUCAAAUAUGACGCACGCACGGGGAAGCAUGCUGCUACAUUCCGAUCCGUCUUUGACGGGGGAGGCAGAGGAACAGUUAUGGGCUUUUACGUCAACGAGCCGAAAAAUGAGCAUUUUCCACAAGCGAGCAACACUGUUUUGCUUUGGUAUUGGGGUCAGUGGGUUUCGAAAAGCAUGUCCGUCUGCACAGCAGGGGAUAAGGCAUAUUUUCGGACCAACGGACCCAGUGGCGCUGACGCAGACUUGCUCGAUGGCCAAAGCUAUCGGCGGGCAUUCGGCGGCACAGACGACGAAGUGAGGCGGAACGCGCACCUGACAACAGCUUACAAUCUCCCUGUCGGCGCAAGACUCUGCAGGCAGAAAACACGAGAAAAGGACUGGAACACGGCCCCAGAUCCUGCGAGAAAUGUCAGAGCCAUGGACUUGGAAUUCGCUUCGUCGAACUGCGUUGAACUGGCUAACACCGCGAUGCUCCCCAUAGACUCUGUCUCUUGCCAUGAAGUUCCGUUUGAUCCAGAAGUUCCCUUAGGGAGAAUCAUCGCCGCCAGCUUCCCUUUCGACAGCGCAGAUCCAGGCCUCCACCAACCGAAGCAAGACUGGUCGACAUUCAACGUGAACGGCAAAGCAAUAUACAGAGGCAUGCGUGUUGUGUUGCACAGAAGUAAAUUCAACCCCAAAGUGAUUCGGAUGGAACACCCCGUGGACGGCUACAAUUACUAUAUGCCAUAUUAUCAUAUGGUGGCAGAUGAGAAGACUAGUUAUCCGUGGAAAUCCUGCGCAGUGAGCGAAGUUACAAUCAGACCCGUGCGCAUCUCUCAUCACCCUCUGUCCUGCGCUAGAUGCGAGGACUUCGGCUUCGGCUACAUGAACAGUAAUACACGCUUGUUGGUUUUCUGGUGCAUUGACUCGCUGGCAUCAUCGGAGCGUCUCGGCCCCGGUCUAGUACUCCAUGAAAUAGUGGUCGGUAAGCGAUCUCUCGUCUUCUCCCUCCACCACGAUGCGAAAUUGCCUUCCUCUAUGCCUUACAAAUCUGACAGCUUCUACAACUGGUAUCGCGACGUGAACGUAGUUUCUAAGCCUGACUCAGAUAUUAUUUACGCAUUCUACAUAUGCGAUCUGUAUCCAAAGCUUGAGGACUUCCGAUUUGGUCCUGUAGCCAGUUCGUCACUCUUCUGGGGGACGUUCAGAAGUUCUGCGGCCUCAGUGAAUCAGACGCCAGUACGAGGCCGGCCCAUUAUCAGUGAAGUUUUCUCGCCGGAGUUGAGUAGUCUCGCCGUCAUUUUAGUGGACCCCGCGGAAGAGGUCUUCAUGCUCCUCUUUGAAAAUGCCAUUGACCAAUUUUUCAAUGGAAUAAUGUUCACUGCUAAAAAAGGUGGAGAGGUCCUCGAGGGAGCUGAUUUCAUGCUGCCCAACAGUACACCACAGACAUACGACAGCUCUGCGUACGGGACUCGUUUCGACGCGGGACCUGAAGGCGUCGCUUACAGAAUUCAGCUGUCCCCAGGGCCCGCUUCGGCUGAAGAGGCAAAAGACAUCAAGGCCCCCCGCCUUCCGCAGGCCUCAGCAAAGACUUUCCACCGCUUCCAUCGCAUCCAGGCGUCCAAGUUCGAGGCUGCGUGUGACGGCUGGUGGCUUCCUCCACUUCGAGACGCACCAUGUACUCCAGCAUGCUACAAAUUUCAGACGUUUCGUACCAAGACUGACGCAUCCAUCAACUCAAGCUGCCCGUGGAAAGACAGGACGCUCCGGGCAGUUCCGUGCUCAGCGUCUGGUUGUAGCUGGGUGGAGUUUGACGUGGCGGAUCCAAGUCUGGAACCUUCGGUCGACCGGAAUAUCCAGACGGCCGGGGCAACGUUCUUUCCUGGCAGCCUCUCCCCCGUCACAUUCGACUUGAAACGGAUUUCGGAUAUCACGGAGAUCCUUCUAAUCUUCAACGAGACAGUCAUUGGUCCCAAGUUCGACGUUGAGCUUUCUUUCUUGAACGGUUUCGGCCAGGAGUUCAGUACAACGCGCAUUGCAACUGGUGGCAGCCAGUUCCCUGUAGAGUUUCCAUUCGACCGGACGUAUGUGAGGAAUUGCGAUUGGAAUGGACCAUGUGCGCAGAAGUUCAGGCAUACGAACGCCGGGAGUGUAGUAAAGGCUUCGUCCAUGCAGGUUUACGGCGUACAAGGCAUCGGCGUCGUGUACCACGGCAAAGAUCACCAGGCGGAACUGUUGGAAAUACGCGUAAAAGGUCGCCCAGAAUCGCUUGAAUGCCCUGAACACGGCUUUUUUACCGAUUCGGGCAAAUGUGCGCGCCCUUCUGGAUUACUUAUCCCUGCGAAACUUGGUGAUCUAGACUGCCAAGGAUUCUGGACGGACUGGGCCACGUGCGACCAUUUCUGUCGGCAGCUGCGAUUUUUCUCUCGUUCGAGAGAUCCACUGCCUGGAGGAAAACCGUGCCCCUUCGUUGAUCAUCGACCCUGCAACGAAGGGCGCUACUGCAAUGUGAAUGACGAAAAGUUCGCCUCCGUAUUGGAGAGAUUCAAAGAUAGAGAUUGCGAGUACGAGGUCGGCGAUUGGUCAGACUGUAUCAACUGCCGCGAGCUGAGGUAUACGCACAUCCUCGAGCAGGCAGCACGGCAGGGCCGCCCAUGCCCGGAAGAGGUUAUUGAAACUCGCUUUUGCAAUAGAGAGUGCGAACAACUGUUCGCUAAUGCCAGCACCGUACCGCCUACAACAGGCACGAGUGCCACCAUCACUGUUACAACGCAGCGUACAACUACCACGUCGACCUGUCCUCCCAUGAUGACAACACUGACCCAAAUUACUGCGUCUGGGAGCAGCCGUCUCGACGAGUACAUUGCUAUAGGUAUUGUGGCAGUGAAUGUUGCUCUCUUUGUGAUAAUUCUUGCGACUGGAUUUUGCUGCCUCAUAUGGAAGUCGAAACGAUUUGAAACCAGCCUCGAGACUAGACGGCACUUGCUUCAGCUGAAAAAAGAUGUUUUCCAGGCUAAGGUAGCUGCGGCGGCCAACGCAGCCGCUGCAGUUCGCAAGGACGCAACCGCACCAUCUCCUCCCCGACAGGAUUCAGUGGCGAAAGACGUGAAGCCCACUGAAGACGUUGCCUCCAGUCGGAAGAGAAAGAGGGACGACAGGCAUCUCGUAUGCCCCCGCAGUACAAAAACUCUGUUUCACGAAAGUGGCGUGAUGCCCCUACAGCCAACCCAAGUCUCAGCGGCGGGUGAACGGUUUGACCACGCCAAUGGCGCGUGA